Molecule: messenger RNA, 1424 nt
Organism: Caenorhabditis elegans
Lineage: Eukaryota; Metazoa; Nematoda; Chromadorea; Rhabditida; Rhabditidae
Gene: arrd-15
Product: Arrestin domain-containing protein 15
Exons: 8
Coding region: 211-1335 (374 amino acids)
Source: RefSeq, marked reviewed
UUCUUAUUUAUUUAUUUUCCCAAAUAAAAAGAAAAAGAGAAACCUGGGGAGAAGUCAGGAAAGAGCAGGUGGAGCACGAAGGCUCCAUUCUCUGAUAAGUACUUUUGCUUCUCUGAAUUACCUCCCCAAAGAACUACUACUUUUAUAUUCAUUGCAAAAACUUGGCCAACUUGGUUUGUGAGAUUUAUAGUUGGGUGGAAAGUUGGCAGUAUGCCAGAGGUUUCAAAUGGUCGUAGACCAUCAGUUGCUACUUUUCUCAGACAGUUUGCAUCUACUAUUAUUCCACUUGUCAAUGUAAAACAGUCGAUGCCCACCACCCAAAUUAACAUUGUAUUGGCGGAACCUCGAUGCAUGGCUGGAGAGUUUUUCAACGCUAAGGUUCUUCUUGAUUCUUCAGACCCUGACACAGUAGUUCAUUCAUUUUGUGCCGAAAUAAAGGGAAUCGGCAGAACUGGAUGGGUGAACAUUCAUACCGAUAAAAUUUUUGAGACGGAGAAGACAUAUAUCGACACUCAAGUGCAACUUUGUGAUUCUGGAACGUGUCUCCCGGUUGGAAAACAUCAAUUUCCAGUUCAAAUUCGAAUUCCUCUAAACUGUCCGAGCAGUUAUGAAAGUCAAUUUGGAAGCAUACGAUAUCAAAUGAAAGUCGAGCUAAGAGCAAGUACUGAUCAAGCAUCAUGUUCCGAGGUAUUCCCACUAGUUAUUCUAACACGUUCAUUUUUUGAUGACGUUCCACUGAAUGCAAUGUCUCCAAUUGAUUUCAAAGACGAGGUAGAUUUCACUUGUUGUACUCUUCCGUUUGGCUGUGUUUCACUAAAUAUGUCUCUUACAAGAACUGCCUUUAGAAUUGGAGAGUCAAUAGAAGCAGUUGUAACGAUUAACAAUCGAACACGGAAAGGAUUGAAAGAAGUUGCUCUUCAGUUAAUCAUGAAAACACAAUUUGAAGCCAGGAGUCGAUAUGAGCAUGUUAAUGAGAAGAAGCUCGCUGAGCAACUUAUUGAAAUGGUUCCUCUUGGAGCAGUUAAAUCCAGGUGUAGAAUGGAGUUCGAAAAAUGUCUGUUACGGAUCCCAGACGCAGCUCCACCAACUCAGAAUUACAAUCGAGGCGCAGGGGAAAGCUCAAUUAUUGCAAUACAUUAUGUGCUGAAACUUACAGCUCUUCCAGGAAUCGAAUGUGAAAUUCCAUUGAUUGUGACAAGUUGUGGAUAUAUGGAUCCACAUAAACAAGCAGCAUUUCAACAUCAUUUAAAUCGAUCAAAAGCAAAAGUUUCAAAAACUGAACAACAACAAAGAAAAACGAGGAACAUUGUUGAAGAGAAUCCAUAUUUUAGAUAAAAUAUUUCUUUUUUUUUCUAACUAUAUUUCUGAAUAACGGGUAUUUUGUAUUCAAGUUUUGGUCUUAUUUAUAAACAUUUUGAAGCACU